AUGAACACUUUCGGCGCAUCUCCCGGCCUGGUCGAGAGGUUGCCGGGGUGGACGGUGACGACGUCCGAAUGGCAGCUGCCAGCCGAUAUCAGUGCGUUUUGUGCGGAGUGGUCUAUCUGGCAGUAUAUAAUUACGUUUUUCCUCGGCCUGGUGAUUUAUGACGAAGUGUUGUACCUUCAUCGAAAAGGCUCCCUUCCCGGGCCUCGGUUCAAGUUCCCGCUCACGGGUCCCUUUGUCCAAGCACUGCAUCCAAGAUUCGAAGGUUAUCUUGAACAAUGGGCAAGCGGUCCUUUGAGCUGUGUUUCCAUCUUCCACAAAUUCAUCGUCCUUGUGUCAGACAGAGAACUCGCCCACAGAGUCUUCAAGUCCCCCCAAUACGCCGAGCCGUGCAUCGUGCCGCUCGCCAAAGACAUCAUCGGUCACAAAGCAUGGGUGUUCCUUCAGGGAAAAGCCCACGCCGAGUAUCGAAAGGGACUGGCACCCCUCUUCACCAACAAGGCUAUGGCCACUUACUUUCCGGCCCAAGAAAAGGUGCUGGCCGAGUACUUUGAUAGAUUCGUCGCCGCCAGCGCUGCCAACCACGGCCGGCCCAUUGCUUUCAUGACCAUGUUCCGCGAGAUCAACUGCGCACUCUCGUGCCGCGCCUUCUUCGGCGACUACAUCACCCCCCCAGCCGUCGAGAAAAUCGCCAAUGACUUCUACCACGCAACCGCCGCCCUCGAGCUUGUCAACGUGCCUCUUUCCAUCUACAUCCCUUUCACCAAACCCUGGCGCGGCAAGCGGACAGCCGACGCCGUCCACGCCGAGUUCGCCAAGUGCGCCGCCGCAUGCAAGCGCAACAUGGCCACGGGCGCGGCCCCGACCUGCGUUGUCGAUCACUGGGUGCGACACAUGUUCGAGUCGAACCGCUACCGCGAGCGCAUCGCCUCCGGCGAGAUGGACAUUGAGAAGCCCGCCCACCUCAUCCGCGAGUUUACCAACGAUGAGAUAUCCGACACCCUCUUCACCUUCCUCUUCGCUUCACAAAACGCCUCUAGCAGCGCUACCACCUGGCUCUUCCAAAUCCUCGCCCAGCGCCCGGACGUGCUGGACCGUCUGCGUGAGGAGAACCUCACCGCGCGCGGCAGCGACAAGACCAAGCCGUUUGAUCUGCCUAUGCUCGAGUCCUUGUCCUACACGGCGGCCGUCAUCAAGGAAAUUCUCCGCCACCGACCACCCGUCAUCUUCGUCCCCUACUUGGCAACAAAGCCUUUUCCCAUUACCCCGCAAUACACGGUGCCCAAAGGCACCCUGGUCAUCCCCUCGUGCUAUCCCGCGCUACACGACCCCGAGGCCUACCCCAACCCAGACGUGUUCGACCCUGACCGGUGGAUUACGGGCGACGCCGAGAAGCAUACGAGGAAUUGGCUGGUGUUUGGUGCCGGAGCUCACGACUGCUUGGCUAGGAGGUAUGUGCCGCUUGUCAUGGCGGCAAUGAUUGGCAAGGCGGCGCUGGAGCUCGACUGGAAGCAUGUGCCGACGGAGAGAUCUGAGGAGAUCAAGGUUUUUGCCACGCUUUUUCCGAUGGAUGGGGCCCGGCUGGUAUUUACGAAACGGCCCUGA
This is a messenger RNA of Parathielavia appendiculata, 1602 nucleotides long. Its product is annotated as cytochrome P450. Gene Ontology annotation, molecular function: monooxygenase activity; iron ion binding; oxidoreductase activity, acting on paired donors, with incorporation or reduction of molecular oxygen. Bases 1 to 1602 code for a protein of 533 amino acids. The transcript is spliced from 4 exons. The record is from RefSeq and is a predicted model, not a curated record. Lineage: Eukaryota; Fungi; Ascomycota; Sordariomycetes; Sordariales; Chaetomiaceae. Gene Ontology annotation, biological process: sterol metabolic process.